Molecule: messenger RNA, 2156 nt
Organism: Penaeus vannamei (Pacific white shrimp)
Lineage: Eukaryota; Metazoa; Arthropoda; Malacostraca; Decapoda; Penaeidae
Source: RefSeq, a predicted model, not a curated record
AUGUCCAUUCGGUUGAAUAUCAGUUCAGUCGAAUUUUCGUCGACGAAGAGUCGGUGGGCCAAGUGCCCUUCGGUCAUUUGUUCGGCCACAUCCUCGCCCAUAGUUCCCAGGGGACUCCAUAGUCCCUCGGGGACUCGUGCCCUUAGGGAAAAGAUGGUGCGUUAUAGCAUUACAGUUCAAUACGACUUCCAGGAGAGCUCGCCCAGCGCAGGGCCGGCGGAGGGCCUCGCGCGCGGGGAGAAGGGCUCGCCAAGGCCUGAGACGCUGCCAUACUUCGCGUGCGCCCUGGUGUCCGACAUCCUCCUGCAAGGGACUCUCUACAUCACGCCCAACUUCUUCGCCUUCUACUCCAAGAUCUUCGGACACGUGAGCAGGCUACUGAUACCUGUGAGUCAGGUUGCUAGUGUACAGAAAGAACGAACUGCGAAAAUUAUUCCAAAUGCCGUUGGACUUCAUAUGGUGGAUGGGAAGAGCUAUGUGUUUGGGUCUUUGUUAUCACGGGAUUCCACAUACAAGCUUAUGAACCACAUUCUGAAGAAGGCACAGCAAAUUGGAGACAGUGAUAGUGAGCCGCCAUCUGCUGUGCAGGUGGCCGUUGACGAUGAUGGGGAAGACUCAGUCUCAGCCAGUGCAGAGAGUCUUAUGGAGGAGGAUCAGGCUGAUGGAUUCCUUGCAACUAGCCAAGUAGUUGACCUGGUGGGGGUCACUGCAACUACAACCACUCCGUGGAUCCGAGAUGGAUGCACAGCAACCACCACCUCAAGCAUUACAAGUAGUUCCAACACUACUGCCACAGCUUCCACCAUUAGUACUGCUGGUAUUCCUGGUCAUAAUCUUCCUGGAUCUCCAAAUUGUACCACUGUCUUACGCCGUGGAAGCUUAUCGAGUCCAAAGGCAGGAACAGAAGAGCCAGGAGGUGCAGGAGGAGGUGCAGGGGGAGGAGUAGGAGUAUUGUUUGAGUGGUUCACACAAGGAAGUUUAGUCAAGACCUGUUUCAAGGUUGGCAGCAUCCCAGUCAAGCUUAUAGGAGAAGGGGUAAAGGAACUAUGGUCUCUGCCAAGGACUUCAAUACUCCUCAUCAUAUCUACUUUGCUGCUACUCUUACUCUUUGCAUCAGCAGCUUUCAUGCUUCACAGAGUAGAUGUUUUAAGCCAACAACUUGGCUUAGAGAAAUAUGAUGAAUAUAAUGGUAUGUAUGAAGAGGUGCUACAAAUGCAACAGAGACUUCAUGCUGCAGCAUCAAGUGAGAUUGAAAAAACUUUAAGCAUACAAUUAAAGCAUAUAGCUACAGUUCGGCAGUCAUUAGAAGCAUUGGUGGUUCUCUUCAACAAGGAACCUCCUGUCAGUACAGCACAGAUACCAGACAAUACGUAACAACAGGUUCAGUGGGGUUGUGACACCUCAAACUGGAUCCCUGGUUACUGGAGUCAGGUUUCCCCUCCACCUAUUUUAGAAUUUCUGAAGGGUUUGAUUAUCCCUGAAGACAAUGAAGAAAAGAAAAUAGGAAAGAAAUGUCCUAGAUGAAAUUCAGUAUGAUAGUGAAAUUUGAAAAUUUUGUUUUUCUUUGUGUAUGUAUUAUUGUUGCCCUAAUGCAAAAAGUAUUCUUUUCAAAGAAGAAUGAUUGUUUAAAUUCUCUUUAUUACUAAGGGUAUAUGUGAAGUGAUUUGAGUUAUUAUUGCAGUGUACAUUAACAAUCAAAAAGAUUUAGUUUUCACACACUUGCACACUGAUUUUCUGAUAAUAGGAUAGAUAUUCAAGAAUCAGGAUUUUGAUUCAUUGUGAAGAUUUUUCCAGGUUUAUUUCAGAGGAUCUGAUAUGAAAGUGUUUUAUUGUCAUCACUGAACAUUGACAUUAAAUGGACUACUAAUCAAAAAAUAUGAGAGAUAAUCUACACUGCUCAAAGUAAAAUGACUUUCCAGUGUGUCAGCUAUCUAGUCAAAGGGUUGUUAUAUGUCUUAGAAAAAAGACAGUUAUUUAUGUACAGCCUUUCUUUAUGGGUUAAGGUUAAAUGGCUUAAAUGAAAAUAUAUGAAAAUAUUACAUUGAGAUUUAUGAAAAUGCAGAAUUUUUAAAUGUUGAGAUAUAUCUAGUCAAUCAUUAACUGAUAUCUUAACAGCAAUUAUGGCUUCCAGGCUGAAUUAAAGUUUACCCAAAUCA